AUGACCGUGCUGUCGAGAUUGUUCCUCGAUUUGUCGCGGCGAUACGGACGUUGUUCCGUCUUCGCGCGUCGCGGAUCUUCGAAAGUUCCUCCGAUCGACGAGCGGAAGGUCCAGAGAGUCGAGAAGAGCGCGAAAGGAUCGACGAGACGGGAGAAGGAUGAGAAUACGCAAAGGGGCGAUGAGGCUAGCGAUGUAAGGGUGUGCAUCAUCGGCGGGGGAGUGACGCCUCUCUACACCGCGAUUCUCUUGAAGCAAUAUCGGAUUAUCAAGAGCAUACGCCUGGUGGACAUGAGGGACUCCACGUCGGAGGCUUUGACGGACGCGUCGCACCUGGAGACCAGUCCUCGUAUAGAUUACUUCCGGAAAAAAGAUAUAAAGCGGGCCCUGAGGGAAGCGAACAUCGUCGCGCUCAUGGACGAGACGGACGUCGGCGCGGCGGGCAACGCGGCGACCCGGGAGCAAUUCAAAUCGACGGCCGACUACGUGCGUCAGACGACAGAUCGGAUACUGCGCUUCUGCCCGGACGCCGUCGUGGCCGUGUUCGCGCGUCCCGUCACCGCCACGCUCGCCAUGGUCUCGGAGAUCUUCCGGUCCUCGGGCUGGUGGAAUCCCGACCGGAUCGUCGGCUCGACCGCGAUGUAUGGCGGACGGAUCGAGGAGGUGACGGCGGCCAUCCUCAACCUGGAGCGCGCGAGCCUCUCGGUGCCGCUGGCCGGCGGCGCCGACGCGCGAACCGUCGUGCCGUUAUUGUCGCGCACCGUUCCGUUCAACCAAUUCACGAAAGUGCAACGCAAGACUCUGCUGCAAUCGUUUCGGGCCGUUGACGAGGAGGCAGGGACAGGGCUUCCCGGCGAGGGCCCAUCGUUAUCGUCUGGAACGGCCGCUGCGAAACUGCUGAUCGACCUCGCCGCCGGUCUAACUGGACAUGAUCACGUCGUCACCUGCGCCUACGUGCGAUCAGACGUCCUACCGCUCUGCCGAUUUUUCACCAGCGAGUUGGAACUAGGCCCGGGAGGCGUCAAGCGAAAUUUGGGCCUGCCAAAGAUCUCGGCUGGGGAAGUACUCCUGAUUGAGCAAGCGAUACCCCUGAUCAACGAGCACGUUGACAUGGCGAUAGCGGCGGUCCGGACGGAGAAGACGCGCGCGCGAACGCGGUGA
Molecule: messenger RNA, 1158 nt
Organism: Temnothorax curvispinosus
Lineage: Eukaryota; Metazoa; Arthropoda; Insecta; Hymenoptera; Formicidae
Product: malate dehydrogenase-like
Exons: 3
Coding region: 1-1158 (385 amino acids)
Biological process (GO): tricarboxylic acid cycle
Cellular component (GO): cytoplasm; mitochondrion
Molecular function (GO): L-malate dehydrogenase (NAD+) activity
Source: RefSeq, a predicted model, not a curated record